AUGAAAAUAUUAUAGCCGAGUUGGAUAUUUACUUUCAAAAUAUAUUUCACUAUUUUUUUUAAUAUCUAAAAUUGAGUUUCCAUAUGCCUAAGAAUGCUCUGCACAAGAAUUGUGGAAGCAAAAAGUUCUAAAAACAAUAGUAAAAGUCCCCAAAAAGUCAUCCAGACACAAAUACUCUUACAUAAAUAUCAACCAAAACGACCUCACAUCUCAAGCUAAGCAAUUAAUACUCGCAAUUCUUGGGCCAACAGCUCCAAACUUCCGUCUCUUAACCUAUAUCUGUGGACUACUCGUAAUAAUGACAGACACUUUUCCCAUCUCCUUUUUCAAAAAAGAAAACAGAUUCAUUAUAGAAGUCCAAUAUAUUGGCAAAUCCAAAAAUAUAUUCGGCCGCAAAGCUUAUAGGAAUUCAACUUAUCUCGAUAGCUUAGGCCUUACCAAAUAUUUCCCUGCUCUAAAGGAGUCUAUUUUUGACAAAGCAAUUUAUUUCUGCAAGAAAGGCUAUGCGUCAGAGCUAGAAAAACUUGUGGAAAACUACUCACUAAAUAAUCCUCACGAAGAAGAUUUAUGUGCCCAGUCUCCACCAUCUAUGUGAACUCUUAUUCAUUAUGCGUCAUAUCAUGGCUACCCUAGAAUUAUUUCUUAUUUAGUUGGUCGAAGAGUGAAUUGUAAUAAAGUGACUAUUGAUGAAUGAACCCCUCUACAACUUUGUUGCUAUCAAGGACAUGCGGAUUGUGUAAGAGAACUUCUCAUGCACCCUAAUUUACAAAUCGACAAAAUGACAAAGUUUAGAGGAACUGGGCUUCAUUUGGCUUGCGAAAGAAGCUAUGUAGAAAUAGUCAAGAUUUUGCUAGAUGCAAAUGCAUAUAUGACAUUAGAAGACUAUAAUGGGAAAAUCCCAAUAGAACUUGCAAAGCACGAUGAAAUUCUUUCGGUACUUCCUGUGUAUAUGGGGAAACAAGAGCUUAAAAAAUAUUCCCAUGAGUACCCAACCCCACCUCCUUUUUGUGGAGAGGUUUAUUCAACUGGAACUUUAUUUAUUCAUGACAGGCUUGAAUUUUUAUUCAUGGACAUUGACAAAGGCCUUCUAAAUAGAUACCAAAAGAAAGAGAAUUUUUUAGACAAAGCAGAGCCAGACCUUUCAAUAAGACUAGCAGACAUACAAGAUGUAAGAAUAGAACAAGCACCCAUUUUUGGUGGAAAAAAUAAAUAUUUCUUUAUAGUUGAGACGUCUAAAUCGACGAGCUUGUAUUAUACCAAAUAUAAUGAUUUAAGACUUGAAUGAAUAGACAGGCUUAAAUCUGGGAUCAGAUAUUCUUUAUUACAUCAUAUGAACCAGCCAACUGAUGUAAGAAGAAGCAUGGGGCAGCUCCCAACAGAUGUGGCUGAAGACGAAACCAAAGUAGCAGAGGAAAAUACAGAAAAAGAAAUCAUCAACUUUAAAAGCUUUAGCAUCCUUGAUGAAAUUGGAAGUGGAGCCUUUGGGAUUGUGUAUAAAGUUAAGAAAAAUAACACAGCAGAAAUCUAUGCAAUGAAAUCACUCAGUAAAGCUACUUUGCAAAAACAAAAACAGCUAAAAUAUGCUAUAAGCGAGUGUAAAAUUAUGAAGGAGCUAAGCCAUCCAUUUAUAGUGACACUAUAUUAUGCAUUUCAAACAGCCCACUUUUUGUAUCUAGUUUUAGAAUUUUGCUCUAAUGGAGAUUUAUUAAGUUUGGUGCAUGCAAGAGGAAGAUUAGACGAAUAUUCAGCAAAAUUUUAUUUAGCUGAAAUAAUCCUUGCUAUUGAAUACUUGCAUAGCCUGAAUAUCAUUUAUAGGGAUCUGAAGCCAGCAAAUGUACUAUUAGAUGACGAAGGCCAUGCUAAGCUGUCUGAUUUUGGCUUAGCAAAGGUGAGCGCACAAGAAGAAAAUGUAGUCAUGACAAUGGCGGGGACGCCAGCUUAUCUCCCUCCUGAAAUUGUAACCAAAAAAGGUGUAGGGAAGCCAUCUGAUAUUUAUGGCCUUGGGCCUACUUUAUUUGAACUUCUUACAGGACAUCCUCCUUAUUAUUCAGAAGAUCUUGACGAGCUGUUUCAAAACAUAAGGCAAGCUAAAGUUUCUUUUCCUUCUUAUAUAAGCCACAACGCAAGAGAUCUUAUAAAUUCAGUUAUGAACAAAGACCCAUCAAAAAGGCCACAAAUAUCUCAAAUCAAGCGACAUCCAUUUUUCAGAAAGCUAGACUGGGAAGCUUUGCACGCAAAAAGGAUAAAGCCUCCAAAAAUUGAUGAAAAAACUACAGAAGCGAUGAAUACUUCUUAUGAUGUGGAUCUAGAUUAA
Messenger RNA from Blepharisma stoltei, 2314 nucleotides. NCBI's taxonomy places the organism in Eukaryota, Ciliophora, Heterotrichea, Heterotrichida, Blepharismidae. The record is from the annotation of a GenBank genome assembly.